AUGUCAGCAUCGAACGCCAACACCGGAGCGUCAGAUGCUCAGCCCAACAUCGUCUACGACAAUCAGGUCGAACUCGCUCCCGACGACGAUGCUAAUCAAGCAGUCGCUGCUCCUGCGGGAGAACCGAACCAGGACGAUGAUGCUGCAUCAAUCACACCUAGCAGUGUCAAUUUGUCAACUUCUAGCGUGACUAGCUCAGUCUUGGAAUACAGACAAGAGAACGGGCGGACUUACCAUGGGUACAAAGAAGGCAAAUACAUGCUUCCAAACGAUGAUAGAGAAGUCGAUAGGCUCGACCUUCAGCACAACCUCUUCAUCAGAACAUUUGACGGGAGGCUUGCAACUGCUCCCCCAAAUGAUCCUGACGCCAAGGUCAAGAACGUUUUGGAUGUCGGAACUGGAAGCGGAAUCUGGGCAAUGGACUUUGGGGAUCAGCACCCUGAAGCGGAGACCGCCCGGCUGACAACCCUGGCUAGCCACUUGAGCGAUGGCGGAUACCUUGAGCUCAUUGAGAUCGACUGCAUCCCUCUUUCUGACGAUGGAACUCUGACCCCAGAACAUUCUAUCAUGAAAACAGGCAAUCUAUUACUGGAGGCUACGACGAAUGCUGGCCGCAAGUAUAUAUAUCCCCCUGAUCUCAAGGCUAUGAUGGUGGAAGCAGGCUUCGAUGACGUGACAAUGCAACUCUUCAAAUGGCCUGUUAACUCUUGGCCAAAAGAACAAAAAUAUAAGGAAAUUGGACAAUGGCAGAAUGAGAAUCUCUACCAGGGCUGGGAAGCUAUCUGCAUGGCGCCUCUAACGAGGGCGCUUGGCUGGACCAAGGAGGAAGUCACGGUUUUGAUGGCCCAGAACCGCCAGGACUUCAACAAUCGCAACAUUCAUGCCUACUUCCCCAUUUGGACUAUCUACGGCCGAAAGCUUUCCAGAACUGAGAGCCAGCCGUAG
This is a messenger RNA of Colletotrichum chrysophilum, 945 nucleotides long. RefSeq lists its product as uncharacterized. The record is from RefSeq and is a predicted model, not a curated record. NCBI's taxonomy places the organism in Eukaryota, Fungi, Ascomycota, Sordariomycetes, Glomerellales, Glomerellaceae. The transcript has 7 exons. Bases 1 to 945 code for a protein of 314 amino acids.